AUGUCCUCCUCCCCCCCUGCCCCCCGCAGGCCUGGCCUCCGUCUCCGCCAGUCCAUCCAGCACAUCGAGUACGCCCCUACCCCUUCCCCGCCAGCGCACAUCCCCCACUCACCGUCCCAUGACAGAUCAGAUGCUACUCACCAUCUAGCCGGUCCAUUCAGACCCCAGACUCCGCUCGAUGCCCAGUUCGCGUCUCCCACAAAACCCACCCAUCCCGGCCAGCUCGAUCCCUGGUCUACCGCGUCCUAUGGCCUCUGGGCAGAUAUCAAGUCCAUGCGAUGGGUCGUCGUACCAACUUCGUCCUUCAAGAUUCUCCUCAUCACCUUCGUCCUCUGGUCCAACUGGGAGCUCGUCCGCCCCUUCCUCGCCCCGGAGCUCUCCAACCCCUUUGCCCCCCUCAUCUUCAUCUCCCACCCCAUCCCCGACUCCGCCCCCGAUGAUCCUCGCUACGCCAAAGGAUAUCUCGAUCUUGUAUUCAUUGCUUGGUAUAUCAUCGUCUGGUCCUUCUUCCGUCAAAUCAUCACCCUCCAUAUCUCCCGCUCCGUAGGCCAAUGGUUUGGCAUCAAGAAGGAGUCUAAACUCGCUCGCUUCGGUGAACAGGGGUAUGCUAUGGCCUACUUUGCCUUCAUGGGCAUAUGGGGUAUUCGUAUUAUGUCUCAGUUCCCCACAUGGUGGUACCGCACGGAAUACUUUUGGAUAGAUUACCCCCACUGGCAAAUGAAGCCCGAGUUAAAGCGCUACUAUCUCAUGCAGGCGUCAUACUGGUGCCAACAGCUGAUUGUGCUCCUGCUCAACCUCGAGAAACCGCGCAAGGAUUAUUAUGAACUUGUUGCACACCAUUUUGUCACCCUCUGGCUUGUUGGAUGGAGCUAUCUCAUCAAUCUAACCUUCAUCGGGAACGCGGUGUAUGUUAGCAUGGAUGUACCAGAUGUCUUCAUUGCGCUGUCCAAGGCGAUCAACUACAUUCAAUAUGCGCGCACCAAGGUCGUAGUAUAUCUCCUUUUCGUCGGGAUUUGGUCAUACUUCCGCCACUUCUUGAACUUCUACAUUCUGUACUCCGUGUGGACAGAGUUUGAUCUGAUGCCAGAAACCUCGAAACGGUGGUCCCCAGAAGAUGGUGUCUGGAUGGUAUGGUGGAUGAAGUAUCAAGUCUUUGUACCGCUCGUCCUCCUGCAGUUACUCAACCUCUUGUGGUACGUUCUCAUCCUCCGGAUUGGCGUACGAGCUGCUGCGGGAAUCUUCUCCCAGGAACAGGCGGAAAAGGUGACUGACGAGCGCUCGGACGACGAAGAGGACGAGAAAGACGACUAG
Messenger RNA from Fibroporia radiculosa, 1311 nucleotides. RefSeq lists its product as uncharacterized. The record is from RefSeq and is a predicted model, not a curated record. Gene Ontology annotation, biological process: ceramide biosynthetic process. Gene Ontology annotation, cellular component: membrane. Gene Ontology annotation, molecular function: sphingosine N-acyltransferase activity. The transcript has 10 exons. The coding region runs from base 1 to 1311 and encodes 436 amino acids. Lineage: Eukaryota; Fungi; Basidiomycota; Agaricomycetes; Polyporales; Fibroporiaceae.